AAUGGCCGCGCGCAGGCGCGUUCAGCGUCGCGAGGGAGGAAGGAGGAGCCAAGGAAAGGGUCGGGGGCGGGAGCGUGGGCCCCGAGGGGGCGUUUCAUUUAUUUGUGGAGUGGGCGGCUCUCACCCGGACUGAGAAAGGCGGGAAAUGGCGGAGGCGCGCGCGGGAUCCCGCCCAGCCCUCGGCCGAAGAGGGUCGACGGCUGUGGACUGGGGGCGCAGUAGGAUGUUAGGAGUCUGGGGAAUGGAGCAGAAACACCAGGAAGCUCUGAAGAAGAACCGGGUCGUGCUGGCCAAGCAGCUGUUGCUUAGUGAACUCUUAGAGCACCUCUUGGAAAAGGAUAUCAUCACCCUAGAGAUGAGGGAGCUCAUCCAGGCCAAAGUAGGCAGUUUUAGCCAGAAUGUGGAAUUCCUUAACUUGCUGCCCAAGAGGGGUCCCCACGCUUUUGGAGCCUUCUGUGAUGCCUUACGGGAAACUAAGCAAGGGCACCUGGAGGACCUAUUGCACAGAACCCUUUGCAGCUUUCAGGAUCUACUGCCGCCGUUGGCUUGUGAUGAUGACUCAAGUCUUCCUCUCCCAGUGUGUGAAUCCUGUUCCCCUCAUAAGCAGCUCCGCCUGUCUAUAGAGACCAUGGAGCAUUCUCUGGACAAUGGAGAUGGACCCCCCAGCCUCCAGGUGAAACCCUGUACCCCAGAGUUUUACCGAACACACCACCAUUUGGCCUACAGAUUGCAGUCUCGACCUCGUGGCCUAGCGCUGGUGCUGAGCAAUGUGCAUUUCAAUGGGGAGAAAGACUUGGAGUUCCGAUCUGGCGGGGAUGUGGACCACAGUUCCCUGGUAACCCUCUUCAAGCUCUUGGACUAUGAUGUUCAUGUCCUGCAUGACCAGACUGCACAGGAGAUGCAUGAGAAGCUGCAGAGGUUUGCACAGCUAUCAGCUCACCAAAGCACAGAUUCCUGCAUGGUUGCACUCCUUUCUCAUGGCAUAGAAGGUGGCAUCUAUGGUGUAGAUGGCAAGCUGCUCCAGCUCCAAGAGGUUUUUCAGCUCUUUGACAAUGCCAACUGCCCAAACCUGCAGAACAAGCCCAAGAUGUUUUUUAUCCAGGCCUGUCGUGGAGAUGAGACAGACCGAGGGGUAGACCUUCGAGAUGGGAAAGAGCAAGUGGCCUCUCCAGAGUGUGAGGAAAGUGAUGCUGGCAAAGAGAAGAUAUUGAAAAUGCGACUGCCCACACGCUCUGACAUGAUCUGUGGCUAUGCAUGCCUCAGAGGCACGGCUGCCAUGCGCAAUACCAAGCGGGGAUCCUGGUACAUUGAGGCCCUGACUCAAGUGUUCUCUGAAAGGGCUCGAGAUAUGCAUGUGGCCGACAUGUUGGUUAAGGUUAAUGCACUUAUCAAGGAUCGAGAAGGCUAUGCCCCUGGUACAGAGUUUCACCGAUGUAAGGAGAUGUCUGAGUACUCCAGCACUCUCUGCCGACACCUCUACUUAUUUCCAGGACAUCCUCCUACACGAUGAACACCCAUCUUCUCAUCUAACCCAGAGUGAGACCACAGGAGGCAUGAUUGAACUAUCCCUCUUCAGAAUGGACCAUUUAUUCCUCCCCCUCAGGGAUAAUGGGACUCUCCCAGGCUUGUUUUAUAUACCUUUCAUUUUCCACUUUGAAGAUGGGGCCUACAGGCCAGCUCCUCUUGUGUAUGAAAUUCUAGAGCUAUUUCUUGACAAUCCCUGGUCAAAGUCACUGCUGAGAGGAGUGCUUAGAGCACAUAACAAGGGAGUCUAGCCGGCAGUUCUAGAGCACCAUGCUUUUAUGGGGAAAGGAGUAUGUGAGUUUCGGUCCUAGUCCUAGUGUUGUUGCAUACUCAGCCAAGCCCUAGCCCUGGCCUCUGGUGGCUAUGGAGUUCACUCCCCAGGGUUAUCCUGAAUAGCACUUUGAUCAUUGUUGUGUUACAUGAGUUAAGCCAUCGUGAUGAUCUUCUCCACUUCUUAUCCUUUCUGUUCUCAAACACUACUUUCCUUGCCAUUCAUGUCCUUUACUACUUCAUUCAAUACUUUUAAAAUCUAUGAUUUCUUUAGUAUGAAUAUUCACUCUUCCCACUGUCACAUAAUGAAGCCUCUCCAUGAUUUAGUAAGUGGCAGACCAGAAUUCCCAUGGCCAAAAAGUAAUUGUCUCCAUUCAGGUUGGUGAUGUUUCUUUUGAAACUUAACUGGAUUCCUCUUUGGACGAUAGACAUAGGAAGCAUCACUGGGUCCAUUUUCACAGUCUUUCCAGCUUAGUAUAGGAUCUGUCUACUAGAGUUUGUACUUCACUAGCUUAGUCUUUGAGAACCUAGUAGAUAUCAUUUAUAAGGGGAGUUAUUUGGUCUUAGAGGGCCAAGCACAACUCAAGACACUGUAUCUACAGUAAUGACCUAUGCAUUCUCCUUUUUAGUACUGUAAGGCCUCCCUGUUAGGAGGGGACUGUCUUCCCUUGUUCACCUACUCUGAAUUUACUCCAGCCCAAUGCUGGAGAAGGGUGAAAACCACCCUUAUCCAAGUGAUUAAGGUGACUCUUGUAUUCCUUCCCCAGGGAGUUCCCCAGAUUUCAUAUAUAGUUACUUUCUCUCGUGUUUUCCUAUUGAAAUGGGUAAUACAGAGAAAGAAUGGAGAAUGAAUGGGAAUGAUACCUCAGCAUAAUCUAAUUCCUUUUUUUCCUUCAUCUCCUCUCCUGAUGUUGCCAAGUCCCAUUGUCUUCAUUUCAGAUGCUCUCCUUUCUUCACUAUUCCCAUUUCCCAUCCAUUCUAGGUUUUCCUUCUUUUCUGCCAGGAUUGCUAUAAGAAGCCUCCUGGUUAGUAUCCCUACUUCUAGUCUUUCACCCUCCGUCUAUUCCAUAUGCUACUAUUAGACAAAUUUCCUAAAUUAUUCCACUGCUGAGGAAACUACAGACUCCUAAGCCCUGACUUUUUUUUUUUUAUUGCCUAGCCUCACUAGAUGUACUCUAGCUUUCCUCCCUAUAUCUCCCAAUAGGCACCUCCAAUUCCUCUCAAGCCAAUCUUGUCACUCACUUUCCACAAUGCGCAUUUCUUCUGCGGUGCCUUUGCUCAUAUUAUCAUCCCACCUUUAAUGCCUUCCCUCCAACCCUGUACCUCUACAAAGCCUUACCUGUCCUUUGGCUCAGCUCAGUUCCCAUCUCAGUGAAACCUUCUUUGAAUUCCCUUUGCACUUAAUAGUACCACAGUUUAGGACUUAACUGUGUUCUGAUUUUCUGAUAUAUGUUAGUUACAGCUGCCCAAAGAAACUAUAAGCUUCUUGAGGGCAGUGAUCAUGUGUCAUAUUUAUGUAGCCCCAGUAGUGUGGGCACAUAGUAAAUACAAAGACCAUGUAUUAUACUUUUAUCUCCCACAGCGCCCUGCACUAUGCCAGGGCCUAUAGGUGCUCAGUAAAUACUUAUUGACUGGAGUUGGGGUGGAGGCCCUCCAGGGAACGUUUUCAUUUUCCCAACCUGUCUGCUUAAUCCCUUCAUAGGGUUUAGUAUGAUGUGGAAGUAUCUGGAAAUGAGCCUCUCCCCACUUCCCACUGCCAGGGUUUUGUAUUGCUUUCAGGUGCCAAAUAAAUACUCAUGUUUGUUACCAAGUGUCCCCAAUACCUCUGUCCCUGUGACUAACCAGAUGCCUGAAAUCUUUCAUUUACCUUGCAAACCUACCUCACCACCUGCUAAUUUAUUCACAUGUUGCCUCUAGAACCCAAAAAACCAAACCCUAGCCUACUCUUAGGAUAACGAACCAACUACACUUUACUUUGGAAUAACCACUCUGGCAUUGUCCAUGGACAACUACAUUAAGCAUACAGAAUCUUGUCUGAAUUAAAUCCAAGAAAAUUUGUCAGGUGGGUUCAAUAAAUUGGUUAUUCUUGCUAGAGGAAUGGUAGAGUAAAGGAAGGUCUACAGUAGGAUUACAUUUAUCUAUCUGAAUUGAGCGUAAGCCUUUCAGCAGCUUAAGGAGUCUUGAUAUAUACUUAAAGGAAUAACUAGUAGCAGGAAAUAGUGAGGGAAUUGUAUAGAAGUAGGACAAAUAUGGGGAUCAAAGGAGCAGGAUUAGAGUGGGUUAAGGGGAAUGAACUUUGGCGACCUUGGUGAAAUAAAGGGUGGGGUGGAAUAAUAGGAAUAAUAAAUUGGUUGUUAAGAUGAAGAUGGAUUAUAAAGAAUUUGUGGAACAAUAAUGGAUAUUUUAUAUACACACACACACACACCUGUCUAUAUCUAUACGCACACAUGUGUGUAUAGAUAUAUUUUUUUUUUCUUUUUUGCAGGGCAAUGGGGGUUAAGUGACUUGCCCAGGGUCACACAGCUAGUAAGUGUCGAGUGUCUGAGGCCGGAUUUGAACUCAGGUACUCCUGAAUCCAGGGCCAGUGCUUUAUCCACUGAGCCACCUAGCCGCCCCUAUAUAUUUAAAGAUAAGGAGCUAGGGUGCCUGUGUCAAAGAGCCCUUCCUCUUACCCUCCCCUCCCAAAACAGAAGUUGUCAGUGACAGAGUGGAAUCACUAAUAGGAAAAAUAGGUUGAAGGAGAUUGACCUAAAGGGUAGUUAUUAAUGGAUUAGUGUGAGCUUGUGGAAUGAAAUCACUAGUGGAAUGCCCUAGAUAUUUGUGUUCGUACUCUUUUUUUUUUUUUUUUUGGCCAGGUAGUGAGGGUUAAGUCAUUUGCCCAGGGUCACACAGCUAGUAAGUGUCAAGUGUCUGAGGCUGGAUUUGAACUUAGGUCCUCCUGAAUCCAGGGCCGGUGCUUUAUCCACUGAGCCACCUAGCUGCCCCCAUUUGUACUACUUAAUAUAUUCAUCAGUGACUUGGUUGUAGGCAUAGAAGGCAUACUUAUGUUUACCACAUUUGCAAGUGACAAAGGAGGAACUAUUGAAAUACAAAAUCAGCAUCUAAAAAGAUCCUGACAGGCCCAAAACUGGGCCAAAUCUCAUACCAUGCGAUUUAAUAUGCAUAUUAGAAAGUAUAAUACUUGGAUUAAAAAAGUCAGCCUCGUAAAGUACAAGGUGGGGAAGACUUGACUAGAUUGUAGUUUGGCCAAUCUGAGUGGAGGAUGUUAAUGUAUUUAACAUACAUGUAAUGGAAGCCCCCAAAACUAAUAAUGCAUCAUGGAUUGCGUUGGAUUGAGGAGGUAAAUGACCGUCAUUGACAAACUGGUGCAUCAUGAUGCUCAUGAGGAGCCUCAAGUUCACAUCAUAAGCAUAGGUGGAAGGAACUUGGACAAAAAUGGACUAGGCAAGAUGGGGGGAGGGGACAUGAAGCUUUGGGUUUGAUGUAAGGACAAACUUCCUACAAUGAAAGCUAUUCAAAAGUAGAGUAACUUGCUCUAGGAGGCAGUGGGAUUCCCUUUACUGGAGGUGGUUUGGCAAAAGUUAGGUAGCUGUUUGUUGGCAGUGUUGUGGAAAGAAGUCCUUUUUUUUACAGUUUCCAUGGUGAGGGGGGGCUUCUGUGAGGAAGAGGAAUGUCCUUAAGGGGAUAUACAGACUUGAAGGGGUGGAGUUGAAAAAACUCCAGGAUAGUUUGAGGCACCAGUAGCUCAGGAGGAAAGUAGGGGGGAAGAAACAAGGUUGUCCAAUGAGACUAAAGUAGGGAAAGGGGUUUCUAGAGUAAGGCUGUUUUUCAGUAGUGUGACACUUGAGAGGUGUAGGAAGUUCUGUCUCUGAACUAAGAUUCUUUGUCUUUCUCCCACCCCCUUCAACAAGGAUAUUAGAGGUUGGAUUUCACAAGUCUGUCCCCCUCUCCCUCCUCACCUUCACCUAAAAGGAUUCUCUUCUAAAAUUAUCUCUCCCCCUAAAGUGGGGGCUAGCCUUCUCUUCCCCCCAUUCCCUUCUUUAGAGUUUAGUGGGUAAGAAGUAGGGGAGGCAGUGGCAAAAGUAAAGAGAGAGCAUGCCAGAUAAGAAUAAGAAGGAGGUACUUGCUUCAUCCCCAAAAGGCCACAGAGUGAGGAGGUGCCAUUGAUAGGAAGGGUGUCCCUAAAUCCUUUGCCUCUGGGAGCAAGUUCCCAAUCAGCUCUUUUUUUCUAUCUCCCCAGUAUCCAGACUCUGGUUCAGAAAAUGCCAUAUGUCCCUACUCAUGACUCAGGCUUUCCUCCAGCCCUCAAUACAAAAACAAGCCAUUUCUUGGUCUCUUUUUCACAUUUCUCAUCAUAGCCCUUCCCCGUGACCUCUAUUGGUUAUGAGAAAUGCCCUAAUUCAAUAGAUAAACUUUCUGAAGCCUCCCUGCAACAUUGACACAAACCCCUUAAUCUCAAAUUCCUUUUGGUGAGGCAAUUGGGGUUAAGUGACUUGCCCAGGGUCACACAGCUAGUAAGUGUUAAGUGUCUGAGGUCGAAUUUGAACUCAGGUCUUCCUGAAUCCAGGGCCAGUGCUCUAUCCACUGCGCCACCUAGCUGCCCCAAUAUCAAAUUCCUAACCCCCUUAGCAUCCUGUCUUCCCAGACCUUGGCCAAACUCAUAGAGAGCUUGUGGCUUUUUGUUCAUCACUGACUUGGAAAGUCAGGAAGUCACUUCACUUCCCCAAAAUUUUUCUCUCCUGGCCUCUACUCUCCAAUUUGAAAAGUUCGUGCUGGGUUAACAACUGUAUGAACUGUCCAGGUACUUGACUCCUUCCUUCCACCUAUUGACUCCAGCUCAUGUAGAGGACACUUGUCUUUGAGGCUAUCAAGCUCUUCAGAAGUAACACUUUACUGUCAAGGGCCCUACACAGGUGAAGUGUGUGUGUGUGUGUGUGUGUGUGUGUGUGUGUGUGUGUGUGUGUGUGUAUACACACACAGGGACACAUACACACUAGCAAGACAGAACUAUAUAGGAUGAGCAUCUGUUCUAUUUCUGAAACUUUGAAUGAUAGUCUAAGCUCUCCCUAACUCACCACCGUGUCCUUGCCCACUUCUCCUCUUUUUCUCACAUAUACUUACAGAGGGGACUUUGGGUUGCUAUAAAAUAUUUGUGAAACUGGUACAUAUUUAGUGGCCCAUUCGUUUCUCCUCCUUCCCCAAGCCCUGUACAGUUCCACUGGGCCUUGGCCACAAUUAAAUUGAAGGCUAGACCUUUGGGUUUCUCCGUCAUGCCAUCCCAGAACCUUGAGACAAACCCAUACAAAAUCCCCAGAACCCUGUGUUACUUUUGUAACACAUCAUUUCCCAUGUUCAUACUAACACCACACCUUGCCCUCCUAUCAUCUUGAGGUCUGAGCUACCUGUUCAUUUAUAACUUGUAAUUGAGAGGCAGGGUGUGGUGUAUGGGGGCAUGGUGGGAGGUGUGUCACAGGGGUGACAGUUGAGACCUCAGAGAAAAUGUCCCAGGGAGUUGGAGGUAGAAGGAACAUUAAGCUUGUUAGGUUUGGCCUUUAUCCUGACACAAUUCUUGAAUUGUGAUGGCUGUGGCAUAAUUUGCUUCUGCAUCAUCCCUUAGGUUUCUGUCAGGCUCGUCACGAGUAGGCCUGUAUACGUGUCCUACUAAAACACCAGCCCCCAGAGCUCUCAGAACACCCCCUUGAUCACAGGUCCCCAACCUUUCUCAGUCCCUCUUCUGGGUUCUAGUGAGCAUUCCUGUAUUCCUUAUUCAAUAUGAAAUAUUAAAAAUGUUAGAUCUUACAGUGCAUGUGCACAUGAGGAAUAAAGAUUGACUUUUCAUAAGUCGU
Dromiciops gliroides (monito del monte) is the source of this 7640-nucleotide messenger RNA. RefSeq names its product caspase 2 (gene CASP2). Gene Ontology annotation, molecular function: cysteine-type endopeptidase activity. Gene Ontology annotation, biological process: proteolysis; regulation of apoptotic process. The record is from RefSeq and is a predicted model, not a curated record. The coding region runs from base 146 to 1510 and encodes 454 amino acids. Lineage: Eukaryota; Metazoa; Chordata; Mammalia; Microbiotheria; Microbiotheriidae. The transcript has 11 exons.